Messenger RNA from Cucurbita pepo subsp. pepo (vegetable marrow), 2743 nucleotides. RefSeq names its product mechanosensitive ion channel protein 10. Gene Ontology annotation, cellular component: plasma membrane. Gene Ontology annotation, molecular function: mechanosensitive monoatomic ion channel activity. The record is from RefSeq and is a predicted model, not a curated record. Gene Ontology annotation, biological process: monoatomic anion transport; transmembrane transport; detection of mechanical stimulus. Lineage: Eukaryota; Viridiplantae; Streptophyta; Magnoliopsida; Cucurbitales; Cucurbitaceae.
CAAAUUUUAUGCCCAAUUCCUAAAGGUUCCUUUGAACCAUUUUCACUUUUUGGCGAUUAUCUCUGUGGGUUGUGAUGCGAGUGCUACACAGUUCGGCGAAGGCGGAGCUAAGCUCCUGCGUGAAUCUUUGACUUCACUCACUCUGUUCCCCAUUUUCCAUUUCAUUCGGACCCUUCUGGUUUCUCAUUCCGCCAUUGUUUUUGCUUCCUCUCUUUGUUUUAGUUGAUACGAAGUGGGUUUCUGUUUUUAUUCAUUUUAACUGCUUGUGGCCGCUGUUGCUCUGCAUUCAAGAAUUGAUCUCCGCCUCUGUUUUCCGCCCUUUUUCUUUCAUUUCGUCUGUUUAGAGUUAUGCUUGGAUUUGAUGGAUGUGAACGGGAAUAAACCUUUGAAACCUAUUCGAAGAAGCUCAUCGCAGAAGGAAAGUGAAAAUGGAAGCCAAGUAGUUGUUGAAAUUAGCAGAGAUGAAAAUGGGUACUCUGUUCCGAAGCAAAACAGAGUCGAUUCACAGACCAAAGAGCCGACGGAUUCGAGUAUUGGCUAUGGCUACGACUCGCAUCUCACUCCGACGGCGAAUAAACCCCCGAAAAUCCCCGGUUCAGUUGGAACCCUCACGCCUAGAAAAUCCCUCAAAAGAUCAAUCCUAUCGAAACCCAAAUCCAGAUUCGGGGAACAAUCAAGCUUCAUUGAUUCAGAUACGUUUGAGGAGAAUCGUUUGUCGUUGAGAGAUCAAAUCAGUGCAAAUUCAUCGAGACGUUCUACUCUCAACACGCCGAAGGAACAUCAUGAGGAAGGAGAUGACGAUAUUUUCAAGAUAGAGAAGUUUAAGAAAGAGAAGCACAAGAAAGUGAAGGUAAUAACAUUGAUUAAAUGGGUUGGAGCUUUUUGCAUCAUUGGUUGCUUGGUAGCUAGCUUGACUAUUAAACGUUUGAAGAAAUACUUCCUUUGGGGUAUAGAGAUUUGGAAAUGGUGUUUGCUUGCUACUGUGAUUUUGUGUGGAAUGAUAUUUACUCAUCGGGUUAUGAACGUGAUUGUGUUCUUGAUUGAGAGGAACUUUUUGCUUCAGAAAAAAGUGUUCUAUUUUGUUCAUGGGUUGAAGAAGAGUGUCCAAGUGACCCUUUGGUUGACAUUGGUUCUUGUUACAUGGGUGUCUUUGUUUGAUCGGAGUAGCCAUAGGGUCUUGAGAUCAAAGAUCAGUGGGAAGAUUUUGGAUGCCAUUACAUGGACCCUAAUAACACUUCUGAUAGGAGCAUUUUUGUGGUUGAUAAAGACACUGUUGUUGAAAAUACUGGCCUCCAAGUUCCAUAUGAACCGAUUUUUCGACAGAAUUCAGGAAUCCAUUUUCCAUCAUCAUGUUCUUCAAACCCUUUUGAACCCUUCACCAAUUGGCAUGCCUGAAAGUACUGUCGAGUCCAACAGUGGUCGAUUGAGUUUCAAGGGUAAAAAAUCCGACCAUAAGAAGGUGAUUGACUUGGGAAAGAUUCAUCAGCUGAAGCGAGAGAAGGUUUCGGCAUGGACGAUGAAGGUUUUGGUCGAUGCAGUUGCAAGUUCGGAGAUGUCGAUCUCACAAUUACUUGACGAAAGCUACCAAGUUGCUGACGGUGAGAUCACCGAUGAGACGGAGGUUGCUGGAUAUGCUGCCUUCAAGAUCUUCAACAACAUUGCUCUUCCUGGAAACGAUUUCAUAGAGGAAGAGGAUCUUCGGAGAGUUAUGAUCAAAGAAGAAGUUGAUCUUGUUCUUCCACUCUUUGAGGUAGAUGAGACAAGGAGGAUUGACUGGAAAUCUCUAACAAAUUGGGUGUUAAAGGUAUAUAAAGAGAGGAAAACACUAGCACAUGCCUUGAAAGACACUAAAACAGCUGUGAAGCAAUUGAACAAUUUGGUAACAGUGCUUCUGAUCAUAGUAACAGCUAUUAUUUGGCUUCUGUUGAUGGAAAUUGCUACAACCAAAGUACUCGUCUUCCUCCUAUCUCAACUUGCAGUGGCUGUCUUCAUGUUUGGAAACACUUGCAAGACUAUCUUUGAAGCUCUAGUCUUUGUGUUUGUUAUGCAUCCAUUUGAUGUCGGGGACCGUUGCGCUGUCGAGGGCGUCCCGUUGAUGGUUGAAGAAAUGAAUAUCUUGACAACAGUCUUCUUGAAACUCAACAAUGAGAAAGUGUAUUAUCCCAACUCAGUUUUGGCAACAAAGUCGAUCACGAAUUACUACAGAAGUCCAGACAUGAGCGACACGGUAGAAUUCUCGAUCGGUUUCGCAACGCCAUUGGAGAGGAUCGGGCUCAUGAAAGACAGAAUAAGGAGAUAUUUGGAGAAGAAUCCACAACACUGGCAUCCAAAUCAUAGUGUGGUGGUGAAGGAGAUCGAAGACGUGAACAAGAUAAAGUUUGCUCUUUAUUCGAACCACACGAUGAAUUUCCAGGAUUGGACGGAGAAGAAUCGUCGAAGAACCGAGCUGGUGAUGGAGUUGAAGAGAAUUUUCGAAGAACUGAAGAUCAACUACAAUCUUCUACCUCAAACAGUUCAUCUCUUCCCAGCUGAGGGGCACUGAUGAAGAUCUUGCUUAAGCUUUUGGCAAACAAAUGGUUAGCUGCUUCUUUUAUGAACUAAAUUAGUAUCAGCUUAGGUUUAGUGAAGCUACUUGUAGGGCUGUUGUAGCGCAGGUACUCAUUAUCACUCACUUCAAUGAACAUUUCUCCUUUAACAAUAUGUAGAAUUUGCCACAUUUUAAUGUUAAACAUGUUCGUAACAU